This is a messenger RNA of Didymodactylos carnosus, 1551 nucleotides long. Lineage: Eukaryota; Metazoa; Rotifera; Eurotatoria; Philodinida; Philodinidae. The record is from the annotation of a GenBank genome assembly.
AUGACAUCAGCCAAUGAAAAAGCUGAAGUAGAACAUCUUAUUGCUGAACUAAGUCGAAAACCUUCAAAUGCAGCCGACGAUGAAAAUAAAGGGAACGCUGGCGAUGCUAGUUCAGCAACAUCGGAUCGCAAACGAGUGCAAGUAAGACGCAGUUCUGGUACAAAUGUGACAGGUGGUCCCAGCUCCCCAGUCGAUCAAAGUGGACAUUUAUUGCAUACCAAUGCAAGAAUAACGAAGAAGUAUAAUCGAAAAUCAAGACAAGGUCGUGGUCUGGCAAAGAAGGGCGGUGGUGGAGGACAAUUCACUUGGGGUGCUCCUGGAAGUGAGCUGUUGGAGGAAGACAACGAAGAAUUUUAUGACGAAGAAUAUGAUGCAGAUAUUCAAUACAACAAAGCCAAGGUAAAAUUAAUUCAUGAUAGCGAAAAAUCGAUUUCAUCUUCAGAUGCUGGUUCAACGGAUACAACCGGACAACACUUUGCAACGCAACCAAAUAUUAAGAUAAUUUCAGAUCCAUCAGCAUCAACUGCAGGAACGGUUGAACCAUCAACAAAUGAAAACAUAUCAAAAUCACAGCAAAGUUUAGAAACAAAAUUGAAACUUCUUCAAAUUCAAGAUUUUGAUAAAGAUGUUAAACCAUUAAUUGAAGAAUAUUUUCUAAAUGGCGAUGCUAAUGAUGUUAUUCAGUCACUAAGAAAAUAUGAUUUCAAAACAAAAGGUGCAGAAUUAAUUGUUUACAUUACAACAAUGGCUCUCGAACGAUCUAAUGUUUAUAAAGAACUAAUAUCACGUUUGUUACAUGAUCUGGCUGGUGUAAUCUUUCGUCCCGAUGAUUAUAUAACAAGUCUUGAUAAGUUAUUAACAACAUUAACCGAUUUAUCACUGGAUAACCCUAAUGCAUCGUCUGACAUUGGUAAAUUUAUUGCACGUUUAAUUGCUGAUAAAUGUAUUGACAAUGCUAAUGGAAAAUAUUUCCUCAAAUAUAAAGGCAAUGUUAAAUGUGAAAAAAUGCAAUCGUCACUUGAUAAAGCAGAAACAUUGGUUACGAUGAAUGACUAUUAUUUUCUCAGCAAUAUUUGGGGUGAACAAUUAGGUGGUUUUCGACCUGUACGUGAAUUAGCCGAUAAAAUGAAUAUAAUUAUUCAUGAAUAUUAUGAUAGUGGUGAUGUUUUCGAAGCCAUACGUUGUUUAAAAGAAUUGAAUGUACCCCACUUUAACCAUGAAUUCGUCUAUGAAUUAAUUGAUUUUUGUCUAGAAAAAGAUAAUGAGCGUGCAAAAAACAUUACAAUUAAUUUAUUAGAAAAUUUAACAAAAACUGUUGUUAUUACAUAUGAUCAAUUAAAAACGGGCAUGCUGCGUAUAUUUGAAGAUAUGGAUGAUAUUGCAUUAGAUGUGCCAAAUGCUUAUCACCAAUUACAAUCAUUAUUAAAAGAUUUGGAAGGAAAAAAAAUUGUCAAUCAUGAUAUAGCAUCGCAACAAAAUAAAGGACGUAAACGUUUUAUCAGUGAAGGUGAGGGACGUGAUGGGAAUAAAAUACACAAUGACCAACAGUAA